Messenger RNA from Callithrix jacchus (white-tufted-ear marmoset), 2066 nucleotides. RefSeq names its product tubulin alpha 4a (gene TUBA4A). Gene Ontology annotation, molecular function: GTP binding; structural constituent of cytoskeleton. The record is from RefSeq and is a predicted model, not a curated record. NCBI's taxonomy places the organism in Eukaryota, Metazoa, Chordata, Mammalia, Primates, Cebidae. Gene Ontology annotation, cellular component: microtubule. Gene Ontology annotation, biological process: microtubule-based process.
ACUUGCCCAAGGUCACACAGGGAAGCCUGGAGGCGAAUUCAGGGUCCUGAGGCCUCCAGGUCAGCGCCCCCCACAGCUCUGGCAGCAAGAGAACUGGCAGGUGCCCGCAACGAAGGCAUCAUAGUGACGGCGCUGAUGACCCGGCCACUAACCCGCGGGCGGCCGGCGAGCCACCGGCAGAUUCCUGGGUUGGCCCCGGCAGACACGCUGCCGGGCUCGGUUCUGCGGGAGCGCCUAAGGAACCGGCACCCUGGGGCUCAGGUUGUGCAGCUCCAGGUCCUCGGCCUCCCACAGGCGUCGGCGAAAGCCUGCCGCCCAGGCCGGGGACCAGCAAGCGUCGGGCAGCUGGCAGGAGCUCCCCGGGGACCCGCCUCGGCCGCGCAGCCGGCUCCAGUCUCCUGGGAGGCGGGGCUGGAAUGGUAAGGGCGAAAGGCCAGCCGCGGCCGCUUGGGAAGGACCGCCUCGCCUGCUCCCGACCUAAAUCAGAACACCUGGAUGACCGGCGGCCCCAGGACGCAGGUGCAGACGAGACUCUCCCAGCCACAGCACCCUGCGUCUCCGCGGAGGCCCUCGGGAGCCCAGGGUGUAGGCUCAAAACGGGAAAGAAAGAGUUAAAGCCUGAGUCGCGACUCCUAAUCCCACCCCGACAGCGUGAAUGCAUCUCAGUCCAUGUGGGGCAGGCAGGUGUCCAGAUGGGCAAUGCCUGCUGGGAGCUCUAUUGCUUGGAACAUGGGAUUCAGCCUGAUGGGCAGAUGCCCAGUGACAAGACCAUUGGUGGAGGGGAUGACUCCUUCACCACCUUCUUCUGUGAAACUGGUGCUGGAAAACAUGUGCCCCGGGCAGUUUUUGUGGAUCUGGAGCCUACGGUCAUUGAUGAGAUUCGAAAUGGCCCGUACCGACAGCUCUUCCACCCAGAGCAGCUCAUCACUGGGAAAGAGGAUGCCGCCAACAACUAUGCCCGUGGUCACUAUACCAUUGGCAAGGAGAUCAUUGACCCAGUACUGGAUCGGAUCCGCAAACUGUCUGACCAGUGCACAGGCCUUCAGGGCUUCCUGGUGUUCCACAGCUUUGGCGGGGGCACUGGCUCUGGCUUCACCUCACUCCUGAUGGAGCGGCUCUCUGUUGACUAUGGCAAGAAAUCCAAGCUGGAAUUCUCCAUCUACCCAGCACCCCAGGUGUCUACAGCCGUGGUCGAGCCCUAUAACUCUAUCCUGACCACCCACACCACCCUGGAACACUCAGACUGUGCCUUCAUGGUGGACAACGAAGCUAUCUAUGACAUCUGCCGCCGCAACCUAGACAUCGAGCGCCCAACCUACACCAACCUCAAUCGCCUCAUCAGCCAAAUUGUCUCCUCCAUCACAGCUUCCCUGCGCUUUGACGGGGCCCUCAAUGUGGACCUGACGGAGUUCCAAACCAACCUGGUGCCCUACCCUCGCAUCCACUUCCCCCUGGCCACCUAUGCACCAGUCAUCUCUGCAGAAAAGGCGUACCAUGAGCAGCUGUCGGUGGCCGAGAUCACCAAUGCCUGCUUUGAGCCGGCCAACCAGAUGGUCAAGUGUGAUCCCCGGCACGGCAAGUACAUGGCCUGCUGCCUGCUAUACCGUGGAGAUGUGGUGCCCAAGGAUGUCAACGCUGCCAUUGCCGCCAUCAAGACCAAGCGCAGCAUUCAGUUUGUGGACUGGUGCCCCACAGGCUUCAAGGUCGGUAUCAACUACCAGCCUCCCACUGUGGUGCCUGGGGGUGACCUGGCCAAGGUGCAGCGUGCUGUGUGCAUGCUGAGCAACACGACCGCCAUCGCCGAGGCCUGGGCCCGCUUGGACCACAAGUUCGACCUGAUGUAUGCCAAGAGGGCGUUUGUGCACUGGUAUGUGGGUGAGGGCAUGGAGGAGGGCGAGUUCUCUGAGGCCCGUGAGGAUAUGGCUGCCCUGGAGAAGGAUUAUGAGGAGGUGGGCAUCGAUUCCUAUGAGGAUGAGGAUGAGGGAGAAGAAUAAAGCAGCUGCCGGAGCCUAUUCACUAUGUUUAUUGCAAAAUCCUUUUAAAAUAAACAGUUUCCUUGCACGGUU